Messenger RNA from Bubalus bubalis (water buffalo), 4490 nucleotides. It is a transcript of the gene SARDH, whose product is annotated as sarcosine dehydrogenase. NCBI's taxonomy places the organism in Eukaryota, Metazoa, Chordata, Mammalia, Artiodactyla, Bovidae. Bases 558 to 3308 code for a protein of 916 amino acids. The transcript is spliced from 23 exons. Gene Ontology annotation, cellular component: cytoplasm; mitochondrial matrix; mitochondrion. The record is from RefSeq and is a predicted model, not a curated record. Gene Ontology annotation, molecular function: sarcosine dehydrogenase activity; protein binding.
CUGGCCGGGACUCCUAUUGCUCUGGCUGCAGGGACCCUCGGGCUGGGCGGGCACAGCCACGGGACUCUGUGGGGGGUGGGGGCCUGGGCGCCCUCCCAGCCCGCCUUCUCCUGGCAGAAGCUGGGUCUAGUGCCUCCCUCACCACCCCGCCUCCUACUGCCUUCGAGGAGGGUGUCCCUGGGGCUCCACCCCCUCUGCCUGACCCCCAACCCUGGCAGUGAUGGCCGGGCUCAGCUGGGAGAGAGCUGGAGGGGGCAGGAGAGCGGGUCAAUGCAGGAACCACUGCUGGAGACUCCCGGCGGAGUAAGCUAAUCCCAAGGCCACAGGGACGUCUCAACACGUGCCAGGAGUCCCUCUCUGUGCCUGGGAGCAGGUGCAGGAGCCCCCCCCCAGGACCGCAGUCUCAGCCACACCCCUCUUACCUCUCCUGCUGACCCACAGGUGGGCCCGGGGCUCCUCGGAGCCGUCCUGUCCCCCCACCAGGACCCUCCCCCAGGGAGACCUCGCCUGCACCUCCUCUCCUUAGAAGCUCCCUGCGGUGCUGAAGCUGACUCCCCAUGGCCUCGCUGAGCCGAGUCCUGCGUGGCAUGGCGGCCACCCGUCCUUGCCAGAGGGGCCGGGGGCUGAGACCCCUGGUGAGUGGGCCUGGCCCCACCUCUGAGAAGAGCGCGCCAUACCAGCGGACCCUGAAAGAGGCAGAGGACGCCUCGGCAGUGCCCCGGGGCCCAAGCCAGCCCCUGCCUGGCACAGCCAGCGUGGUGGUCAUCGGCGGGGGCAGCCUGGGCUGCCAGACCCUCUACCAUCUGGCCAAGCUGGGCGUGAGCGGGGCCGUGCUGCUGGAGCGGGAGCGGCUGACCUCCGGGACCACCUGGCACACGGCAGGCCUGCUGUGGCAGCUGCGGCCCAGUGACGUGGAGGUGGAGCUCCUGGCACACACAAGGCAAGUGGUGAGCCGUGAGCUGGAGGAGGAGACGGGGCUGCACACGGGCUGGAUCCAGAACGGAGGCCUGUUCAUCGCGUCCAGCCGGCAGCGUCUGGAUGAGUACAAGAGGCUCAUGUCGUUGGGCAGGGUCUAUGGCAUCGAGUCCCACGUGCUGAGUCCCGGGGAAACCAAGGCUUUGUAUCCGCUGAUGAACGUGGAGGACCUCUACGGGACACUGUACGUGCCGCACGACGGUACCAUGGACCCCGCCGGCACCUGCACCAGCCUCGCCCGGGCUGCCACUGCCCGGGGGGCGCAGGUCAUCGAGAACUGCCCGGUGACCGGGAUCCAUGUACGGACAGAUGAUUUUGGGGUGCUGCGGGUUGCAGCUGUGGAGACAGAACACGGCUCCAUCCGGACCCCCUGUGUGGUCAACUGUGCAGGGGUGUGGGCGCGCGCCGUGGGCCGGAUGGCCGGCGUCAACGUCCCGCUGGUGGCCAUGCACCAUGCUUAUGUCGUCACCGAGCGCAUCGAGGGGAUCCAGAACAUGCCCAACGUCCGCGACCACGACGCCUCCGUCUACCUCCGGCUGCAGGGGGACGCCUUGUCUGUGGGCGGCUACGAGACCAACCCCAUCUUCUGGGAGGAGGUGUCAGACGAGUUUGCCUUCGGCCUCUUCGACCUGGACUGGGAUGUGUUCACCCAGCACAUUGAAGGUGCCAUCAACCGGGUCCCUGUGCUGGAGAAAACCGGGAUUAAGUCCACAGUCUGCGGCCCUGAGUCAUUCACCCCGGACCACAAGCCCCUGAUGGGGGAGGCGCCCGAGCUCCGUGGGUUCUUCCUGGGCUGCGGCUUCAACAGCGCAGGAAUGAUGCUGGGCGGUGGCUGCGGGCAGCAGCUGGCUUAUUGGAUCGUCCACGGGCGCCCGGAGAAGGACAUGCACAGCUAUGACAUCAGGCGCUUCCACCGCUCACUCACAGACCACGGCCGCUGGAUCCGGGAGCGCAGCCACGAGGCCUACGCCAAGAACUACUCCGUCGUCUUUCCCCAUGAUGAGCCACUGGCCGGACGCAACAUGCGGAAGGGCCCCCUGCACGAGGAGCUCCUUGCACGAGGCUGCGUGUUCCAAGAGCGGCACGGCUGGGAGCGGCCGGGAUGGUUCAGUGCCCAGGGCCCAGCUCCGGUGCUCCCCUACGACUACUGCGGGGCGUACGGGCGUCGGGCCCACGAGGACUACACCUACGGCCGGCUGCUGGGCCAGGAGUACACCUUCAGCGUCCCUCCGCACCACCACGUGAUCAAGGAGGAGUGUCUGGCCUGUAGAGGGGCCGCGGCCGUGUUCGACAUGUCCUACUUCGGGAAGUUCUUCCUGUUGGGCCCGGAUGCCAGGAAGGCUGCUGACUGGCUCUUCUCUGCCGACGUCAGCCGGUCCCCAGGCUCCACGGUGUACACGUGCAUGCUGAACCACCGCGGGGGCACAGAGAGCGACCUGACCGUGAGCCGCCUGGCCCCCGGCCCCCAGGCCUCCCCGCUGGCCCCCGCCUUUGAAGGCGACGGAUACUACCUGGCCGUGGGCGGGGCUGCAGCCCAGCACAACUGGUCCCACAUCAGGACCGUGCUGCAGGACCGGAAGUUCCGGUGCCAGCUCAUCGACAGCUCCGAGGACCUGGGCCUGAUCAGCGUCCAGGGCCCGGCCAGCCGGGCCAUUCUCCAGGAGGUGCUGGAGGCCGACCUGAGCGACGACGCCUUCCCCUUCUCCACCCACAAGCUGGUGAGAGCCGCCGGGCACCUGGUCCGGGCUGUGAGGCUGUCCUUCGUGGGGGAGCUGGGCUGGGAGCUGCACGCCCCGAGGCCGUCCUGCCUGCCCGUGUACCAGGCGCUGAUGACCGCGGGGGCCAAGCACGGCCUCGUCAAUGCCGGCUACCGGGCCAUCGACUCCCUGAGCAUCGAGAAAGGCUACCGGCACUGGCACACCGACCUCCGGGCUGAUGACAGCCCGCUGGAGGCGGGCUUGGCCUUCACCUGCAAGCUCAAGUCCUCCAUCCCCUUCCUGGGGCGCGAGGCCCUGGAGAAGCAGCGGGCCGAGGGCCUCCGCCGGCGCCUGGUGGGCUUCACUGUGGAUGAGAAAGUGCCCAUGUUCGGGCUGGAGGCCAUCUGGAGGAACGGCCAGGUGGUGGGCCACGUCCGGAGGGCUGACUUCGGAUUCACCAUCAAUAAGACCCUGGCCUACGGCUACAUCCGAGACCCCAGCGGCGGGCCGGUCUCCCUGGACUUCGUGAAGAGUGGGGACUAUGCCCUGGAGAGGAUGGGGGUGACCCACGCUGCCCAGGCCCACCUCAAGUCUCCCUUCGACCCCGACAACAAGAGGGUGAAGGGGGUCUACUGACGGCCGCGGGCAGGGCCUCAGCUGGUCCGAGAGUCAGCGACCAGCCUCCCCAGCCCACGCUGCCCAUUCCCAGGGACCCACGCUGCCCAUUCCCAGGGACCCGCGCCGCCCUGGACGCCAGGACCCAGACCCUGGCUGGAACGUGGGCUCCCUUGCCCUUUGUCGAGAGCUACUUGCCAUGGCCCCCAAAGAUGCAGACAGAGGGGGUGGAAAGAGGACCCAGAAGGCCCAUUCUGUGGUCACUGACAGAAGGGGGCUCUCGAGUCCACCCCCACCCCCCCCAUAAAAGCCACCCGCAGUGCCUUGGGCUCAGGGACCAGCCUGUAGCCCUGGAGAGCUUCUGAAGAGGAGCUUAGGAAACCCUCGAGAAGGCCUCGUGAAAGCGGGCGGCAAAGAGCAUCACCCAGUGCUCUGUCCCUGAAGGGCAGGCUGUCCGUAGCGGCCUUGAGGGCUGUGGGUGUGUUUGGCAGGGGAGACCGUGUGGGAUUGAUUGGUGCUGUCUGCCUCGGGCACAGCAGUGACGGCGGAGAGCAGGCGUGCCAGACGGGCACCGUCCCGAGGUCAGAGUUGGCAGGAUGGUCUGUUCCCAGGUCCCAGGAAGGAAGGGUGGAUCCAGAAAGCGAGCUCUGCUUGUCUUCACACGGGGAAGCCCCCAGAGAGUUCCCAGCCCUGAAAUUGGCUCCAGGAGCAGGGCUGGGAGGGUCUCAGCUGGGCCCCCGACACACAAGGUGCAGAAGCUCCCUCUCCUGCCCUGGUUUCCCCCGGGGCCCCUUGCUCACCAUGUCAGAGACAAAGGGGUGCUGCCGGGUGAGGACCUGUCAGGACCCCCCUGCCCGGGGGGCCUCUGUCCUUGCUGUCUGACUCAGCUCUAGGCCUCAUCCCCCCCUCUUCCAGUCCCUGGGGGUGGCACUCUCCCUGGGCCUGAGAUGAGGUGACCCUGCUGUCCCCAUCCCAGGGCCUUCAGAACUGCCCAUCCUCCCUGCGGGGACCGGCGCCUGGCCCGGGCACCCAGACAACCCCCGGGGGAGGGGGCUCAAGGAGACGCGGGCAAGAAGGCGUGCGGUGACUGGGUGCAGAAAGUCCUGGUGGGCCUGGGGUUGGUUUCAGAGGUGCCAUCCCACUCAGCGCCCUCUGUGGACUGGGCUGAAACGGCUCAGGCUAAUAAAGUCAAGGCCAUGGGAA